Molecule: messenger RNA, 5908 nt
Organism: Rosa rugosa (rugosa rose)
Lineage: Eukaryota; Viridiplantae; Streptophyta; Magnoliopsida; Rosales; Rosaceae
Product: probable disease resistance protein At4g27220
Exons: 3
Coding region: 174-3446 (1090 amino acids)
Biological process (GO): signal transduction
Molecular function (GO): protein binding; ADP binding
Source: RefSeq, a predicted model, not a curated record
CGAGUCAAUAUUACCGAUCAAUAUUAGUCACUUGCUGCUCUCACUUCUACCUACAGCCUCAGAUCUGUCUCUUUUCCGUCAUCUGUUCCUACCACCUCCUUCCAUCUUCUCGUCUUCAGUUCUUGUUAUUUGGUUCUUCCUUCAGUUCCUUGCUUGUUGGUUUUAUUAUUUUGAUGGCCUUGAGCACCGAAAGAGCAUCUGGAUCUCGUCCUUCAUCAUCAGCUGAGUCAUCUGCUCCUCCGGGGAUGUAUGAUGUUUUUCUGAGUUUCAGGGGUGUAGACACUCGCAGGACUAUUGCCUCCUCUAUCAAUCAUGAAUUGCAAAAAAGAGACAUUAAAACGUUCAUGGAUGAUACAGGGCUUGAAACAGGGAAGCAGAUUUCUCCUAGUCUGCUAAUAGCAAUCAAAGAAUCCUGGUCAGCGAUCGUUGUCCUAUCACCAAACUAUGCUUCUUCAUCAUGGUGUUUGCAUGAACUAGCGAUGAUUAUUGAAUGCAUGGAAGACAAGAACAUGAUAGUUCUCCCAAUUUUUUACGGCGUGGAUCCCUCUGAUGUGAGACAUCAGAAAACGAGUUUUGGAGAAGCAUUAACUAGCCACGAAGAAAGGUUCGGGGUAGAGGCUGUGAAUCGGUGGAGAGCUGCUUUAACAAAAGUUGCCAAUCUCUCUGGGUUGGAAUCAAAAAAAUAUGGGUCUGAUCAAGAACUUGUUGAAAACAUUGUGGAAACUGUGUGCAGUAAAGUGCGACCUAUUAAUAUAGAGUGGGCAAUGUGCACCGGAGAUUUUGUUGCAUUUGAAGCAACAAAACGAGCCAUGGACAAGAUAAUGAGAGCACUUCAACAUGAUGAGGUCACGACCAUUGGAGUCUUCGGAAUGGGAGGCGUUGGCAAGACAAGCAUGGUGAAUCAUGUCGGUGCACAGGCCCGGAAAAUUGGGCUUUUUAAUCGUGUGAUUAUGGCUGUUGUAUCCCAAACACCCAACUUGAGAAAUAUUCAAGGCACACUGGCCGAUCUGCUGGGCUUAAAAUUGCAGGAGGAGACUAAUGUUGGAAGAGCCACUAGAAUAGUGGCGGAGAUAUUGAGAGGAUAUAAGAUCCUGAUAAUCUUGGACGACAUUUGGGAGAGAAUGGAAUUGUCUAGUAUCGGAAUACCGAACCAUACAGAGCUUCAAAAGCGUGGUUCCAAAAUCAUCUUCACCACUAGGAGAUUGAAUGUUUGCCAUACCAUGGAGAACCAAGCAAGCGUUCCUCUCCGAGUUUUGUCAGAAGAUGAUGCUUGGGACCUGUUUGUGAAGAAAGCAAGAAAGUCUUUUGAUGAGUCACCCAACUUUUAUGAUGUAGCGAGGACGGUAGCUAAAGAAUGUGCUGGUCUCCCAGUUGCAUUGGUAGCAGUUGCAAGGGCACUUGGAGAUAAAGACUUAUAUGAUUGGAGAGAAGCAGCUCGACGACUAAAGGCUGCUCAACCUGCUAACUAUGAAGAUGAGAGAGAGGUGUUCAGAUGUAUAAAGUUAAGCUAUGAUUACUUGAAACCUGAUGAUGACAACAUUGCCAAGUCAUUCUUCUUGCUUUGCUGUCUAUUCCCUGAAGAUUUUGAUAUCGAGGUCGAAGACUUGUUGAUGUAUGCGAUCGGGAAAGGAAUAUUUCACGAUGCCCACACAAUACAAGAAGCCAGAGCCAAAGCCCAUUCGGUGGUCAAUUACCUGAAAGCUUCUAGCUUGCUUUUGGACGGUGCAUACCCCGGAUUCGUGAAGAUGCAUGAUGUCAUUCGAGAUGUGGCCAUAUCAAUUUCAUUAUUGGAAGAUGGCCCACGGUUUUUGGUUAAAGCUGGUUGUGAAUUAAGGGAUUGGCCAGCGAUUAACAUUGCUCAUGAAGGCUACUCUGCAAUCUCGCUAAUGAGGAAUGAAAUUCACGAGCUUCCCAAAACGUUGGUAUGUUCAAAACUCCAGAUUUUAUUACUACAGAGCAAUAGUAUAAAUGAGAUUCCAAACCCUUUCUUUCAAAGUCCCAAUGAAUUGAGGGUCUUAGAUCUUAGCGAGACUAGCAUUUCGUGUCUACCCUCAUCAUCAAGUCUUCUAACCAACCUCCUGGCUUUGUAUUUAGAUGAAUGCAAGAGAAUAGUUGAUAUAUCCAUACUAGGAAAACUGAAGAACCUUCAGAUUCUUAGUAUGAAGAACCUUCAGAUUCUUAGUAUGAAGAACCUUGACAUUAUUAAUACGGGAGGAACUCGUCAAAAAGCGUUGCCGAAAGAAAUAGGACGCUUAACCAAGCUUAAGUUGUUGGAUGUUACGGAUUCAUGUUUUGAAACAGUUCCAUCUGCAGUGAUAUCAAACUUGAAUGGAUUAGAAGAAUUGUACAUGAAAUGUGACUUUUGUGACUGGGGCAGUAUAAUAGUUGAGGACAGUAGUUUAUUUUCUUCUGUUUUUGGCCCUGCCAAGAAUGCUAGCUUUGAUGAGUUAACAGGCUUAUCACGCUUAAACAGUUUGAAAGUUCACAUAUCUGAUGUAAAAUGCUUGCCCCGAAAAGUUAGAUUCGAUCCCAAUUGGGUCAACUUUGAUAUAUGUAUCAGCAGAAAAGAAUUUAUGAGACAGUCCUAUUACGGACGCUUUUUCGAGAGGAAACUAACUGUCAAGUCGGAUCCACGCCAACAUCUCUUUCGGUAUGUGACUCUAAACACAAGCACGGAGAGUUUACCAGAUUGGUUUAUCGAGGUGGUGACAGAGAAAGCAGAGAUACUGGAGUACAUAGGGUACAGUGGCUUAGACGACAUUCUUGUGGAAUACGACCAUGGCAGAUUACAUGUGCUGAAGUGUCUUGCUGUAAUUGAGUGCCAUAUGUAUGGAGAGUUGAUGAAGUCAGGAAGAAGGGUUCUAAAUAAACCUGUGUUUGAGAGCUUGGAAGAGUUGUAUCUAGAAGGGGUCCGUGGCCUGCGGUGGUUAUGUGUUGCUGAGUUACCACCUGGGUCUCUGUGCAAUCUAAAGUUGUUAAAUGUGAGAAAUUGCCUGGCAUUGGAGGGUGCACUUUUAAGGUCAAAUUUGUUGCAAAGGCUACAAAAUCUGGAAAUACUACAUUGUGAGAACACGGAGGAAUCGAGAGAAACCAAAUUGGAAUCUGUGUUUGAUUUUGGAGGGAUAGUAGAUGCUGACUUACCAAAGUUUUUUUUGUUACCAAAGUUGAGAGAGAUAACAUUAUGUCAUCUUAUGAACCUAAGAAGCAUAUGCAUUGAUUAUCCCUUUGGAUUCUUCAGUAAUCUUAACAUUUUGGCAAUUCGUGGCUGCCACCAACUGAGAUAUCUGUUCGAGUACAAUGUAGCUCUAUCUCUUUUCCAAUUGGAACUCCUUUGGGUGGAGGAGUGCUCUAAUUUGAGGACAGUUAUUGAACGAAGCGGCGGGGAAAUAUAUUUAAGAGAAAAAUUCAGUCACCGUCCCCAAACUAUGCUGCCAAGGUCAAUUUGAUACCCAAACUCUCAAAAGUAUCAAUGUGAUACCCAAAGACCUAUUUUGAUAUCAACGUGAUACUUCCGUCCAAAAUUCCUAACGGCUCUGUCUGUUUGCUGAUGUGGUAAGGGUAAAAUUGUCUUUCUCAACUAAUUAAUUAUAAAAAAAAAAAAUUUAAAAAGAAAAAACAUUAAAAAAGAAAAAAAUGAGAUCGAGCUCUGUCUCUCUCUCUUCCUUUGCCAAUCUGAUCCUCUCUCCUUUCUAUCACAAUUGGUUAUUUUUCUGGAAAUGGAUUUGUGGGUUUACAAAGAGCAGCCGAAAUGGAGAAUUUUUUUUUUAAUCGAAAGCGUUUGUGGCUUAUGAAGAACAGUCGGAGCAGCGGGGAUCGUCGCCGGUGUCGGCGACAAGGAGGAGGCUCUGAUGUCCUGCGCAACCAACUGGGAGACCGGUUCGCAACUCCAUCUCCACUUCCGUCGUCGUCCCCACCAAGCUCAGCCACCUCUUCUCCUCCUUAUCCUCCUCCACCACUCCCACCAGUAAGCCCCGCCAUAGCUGCAGCUUCCCAACCCCAAACGGUGCCGUGACGCCGCGCCAUCGGCUGCCGCAGCUCGACCUGGAGCUUCUCUCCCUCAAGAGCUCCGAGUCCUACACCUCCCUCAAGGACCUCCUCCCCUCCUCCUCAAUCCAUUUUCAAAGAUUUGUACUAUUUUUCUUUGUUAACAUUGAAGAGAAGCAGCCUUGAUGGUGGCGGUGGCCGUGCGUUCAUCGACGGCUUGGGUAAAGAUUAGAUUUUUUUUUUUUUUUGUGGUAAAUUAUGGGUGUGUGAUAUUGAGGAUGGUUGAUGUUAUGGUUAUUGGGUUUGUGAUUGUGAUUGGGUGUGUUCACAUUGAAGAGAAGCAGAACGGCGAGCUUGUGGAGGGAGGACCAGCCGCUGGGAGGCUCGGAGAAGGCGGCAGAGACAAGAUCGGAGACAAGGUAGAGAAGAUCGUUCUCUGGAACAUGGAGAGUGCUUGGAGCCUUGGACGCAAAAAGAAGAGCUUGAUCGUUAAAAGUGGAGGAACAAAUGCAAGAGGAAGGAAAAGAGAGACUAAAAAUAACAUAAAAGCAUGACAGGAAGGUGAUACACCAGACAAGGAAAAGAGGGAGAGUGUGCAAGCAUGCGAAAAAGAAAUUGUAAACAAAGAAAAAGGGAAGAUGUGGCAGACAAUGGGGAAGAUGUGGGGAGAAGAAAAAGGAGGGAAUAACUAUAAAAAAAAAACAAGAAAGAUGAUCAAAUUGAUAAAAAGAGAUGAUGAGUAGUUCGGCAUUGACAAAAGUCAGAGACUUAAACAAAGCAAAAAGCAAAAAGCAAGAGCAAGAGAGGAACAUCAUAGUCUGGACAAUGAGAAGAGAGAGAGAGAGAGUUGGCAAGCAUGGGAAGAAGAUUGAUGUUGGAGAGAAGAUAGUUGUCUGAUGCCGAGAGAAGCAGAUUAUAGAAAGUGAGUUUGGCAUUUAAUAUCUCAAAGGAUGAGGAAAUGAGGAGGAGAAGAAGUUUUUAAAGAAGCACAUGAACAUGGGAGCUUGGUUGACCGGUUUGUUGGUUGGGCGCUGCCAUUGCUUAGCAAUUUCACCGUGAUUAGAUUGAUCGAGCUAUCGAAUUGUAUUGGCUUGUAUUGUACUAUUGAUGAUUAAAAUCAUUAAAUUGGGGUGGGUGGCUGGUGGCUGAUGACGAUUUCAGGUAAGUAAGGAAAUGUGGUGGCGGAGCUUGCGGCGGAAGUUGCGGCGGUUUGGCUAGAGGAAAAUCCCAGAAGAAGAAGAAGAAGAGAAAGAACAAAAAGAAAUGAAAAGAAGAAGAAGAAGAAGAGAAAGAAGAAAAAGAAAUGAAAAGGAAAAAAAUGAAUUAAAAAAGGGUAAAUUGGUCAUUUUACAUUUUUUUUGGGGCCCACGUACUUGCCACGUCAGCAAACAGACGGUCCCGUUAGGAAUUUUUAACGGAAGUAUCACGUUGAUGUCAAAAUACAUGUUUGGGUAUCACACUGAUACUUUUGAGAGUUCGGGUAUCAAAUUGAUCUUGGCAGCAUAGUUUGGGGACGGUGACUAAAUUUUUCUCUAUAUUUAAAUAGUCUUCCACGUCUCAGAGGGAUCCACAGACCCGAGAUCAAUUUUCCAAAAUUGAAGGAAAUAUAUUUAAAUAGUCUUCCACGUCUCAGAGGGAUCCACAGAAAAGGGGGGGUCGUGUGCCCUUCAUUGGAACACUUGUACGUGUACAGUUGCCCCAGACUUUCAAACCUUGCUGCUUCUGACUUCCAAAGCAAGAACCACGUCCAAACCAAUAAUGAAGGACAUUUUGCGAUUAUAUUUGAAAGAUUGUUCCACCGCCAAUUCAAUCCAGAAGAGUUUCCUCAGUUCUUCUCCAAAAAAGAAAGAGAUUUCUCAAUUGGCUCUUAAAUGUAAUGUGUAGUAUACAUUGUGUAGAUUGUCAUAUGCACAGACAAUUUCUA